Messenger RNA from Exophiala dermatitidis NIH/UT8656, 2538 nucleotides. RefSeq lists its product as uncharacterized. Bases 1 to 2538 code for a protein of 845 amino acids. NCBI's taxonomy places the organism in Eukaryota, Fungi, Ascomycota, Eurotiomycetes, Chaetothyriales, Herpotrichiellaceae. Gene Ontology annotation, cellular component: mitochondrion. The transcript has 4 exons. The record is from RefSeq and is a predicted model, not a curated record. Gene Ontology annotation, molecular function: D-arabinono-1,4-lactone oxidase activity; FAD binding.
AUGGCCACCUCUCAAGGCCCAUAUGACGGACCCACAUCCGUCACUGAUUGCAUUCUAGGACUGAAGAAGAACAUCGAUAGCAAGAAACUGCCUGGAUUCGUCGAACUCAUUGACGAUUGGUUCGAUCCAGACACCCAGGUGGACGAAGAGCAAUUUGUGCGCCGCUUUCUGCGAGUCUUCAAAGUGUCCGAUCAAGACUUUACAUAUGAGAGAAUCAUCGGAGACUAUGACGAAGGACUACAAAACAUCUUCAAUGAUUUCGUCGACGGGAAACUCAACGCCCAGGAGGCGGCAGAAAAGUAUCGUCCUUACACGAUGCAGAAUCUCCCGAAGAAAUUGGGCACUUUUCGCAAGAACCGCAAACUCUCCAGUAUAAUUCCAGGCGAGCGCAACGUGCUCGAAGAGCAUACUGCUUUACUCGCCGCACUACCGACGAGCAUCCCGUCACGGAUUCGUGCAUUCAUUGCGAAAUUGGUGCCUGCUUUGAAGUUCCCGACCCGGUUCCUCUAUGUGCCGUCCUUCAAGGACCUCGAGUUUCAAAAUUGGGGCCGCACAGUGACCACCACACCGACCUACACCUGCGUGCCGAGUACAGCCCGAGAUGUUGUCGACAUUGUGCGAUAUGCCAAAAAGCAUAAAAUGGGUGUCCGGGUCGCGGGCUUCCGUCAUUCGUGGUCCCCGGUCUUUGGACGGUCAAACGCCAACUCGAAGGAUGCAAAAACCAAAAGUAAAGGUGACAUUCUGAUCUCAUCUCUUGGACUUGUGGAUGCCAGUGUCCUCCCGAAUUUCACCUCGUUACCUGGAGACAUCUUCGAGCCUCGCGCAAAAGAUCUGAACUCGAUUCUCGUCGUUGACCACAACUAUGUGAAAGGACCCAAACUAUCCGAUGGCAAGAAGUACGUCCGUGUGGGGACGUCAACUACCAACGAGCAAUUUCGACGCUGGUGUAUCGACACGGGCAAUGUCACGUUGCCUAUGAACAUUAUCGAGGUUGAGAUCACUAUGGGUGGAGCCAACGCGACCAUAUGCCACGGAGCAGGAAUAAACAACCCCACGCUUUCUGAUCUCGUUCGAUGUAUCGAGUAUGUGGAUGCCAACGGGAAACUAGGCAGGGUCGACCUGUCUACGCCUGACAUUCUGCAUGCAGCAGCCGGGUGUUUCGGGUUGAUCGGAGUGGUGACGCAUCUCGUUCUAGAGUGCGAUCCAAUGUCGUGUGCGCUGCUGGAGCCGCGCAAAAUCCCAGUGAUAGAAGCCAUCCCUCCGCCACCAGAUAUGCCUGACGCGGACAUUCCUGCCCCUCUUCGACCGCGGCAGCCAUUAAGCGCGGAACGAAAAGCCCAGAUCCAACGGGACUUUGAGACACGUGCCCUGACGACGGACUAUGCAGAAUGGUUCUGGUUUCCCUAUUCCAGCGAAGUGUGGGUGAACAGCUGGCACAAGACUUCUGACUUGUCAAACGCCGUGACUUAUCCAAGCGACGCGAAAACAAUACUGCAGGUGUUGGGGACCAUUAUGAUGAACAUUGCCCAGAAUGCUGAUACUCUGCUCGAUACCACAGAGUUCCUGCCGGCGACGCAGACGAAAUUGUUGACGUGGCUUGCCAUGAAGAAUUUAGAUGAUAUUGGACCGAACGGCAAGAAGAUUAAGGCUAGGUUACCGGAUGCUCUUCAUUUCCAGAGAGGCGUCCAGAACAUAAGAGUUAGGGACCUGGAAGUCGAGUUUCCACUUCAACCGAGAAAGCAGCCUUCAACUUUGACUCCCAUGACUCCCAUUGUCAAUGGCACUGCAGCGAUGAACGGUAACGCUACUCUGAAGGGCCAGGGCUAUAAUGACGCUCAAACUACCACUGAAUCUCAUACCACGACAACUGACAGACUUACACAAGUUGAUUUAUCCCUCGUCCAGCGCGCCUGGUGGGACGCCAUCAUCGCAUGCUACAAUGCCAUCUACGAGGCUCCGCAACGCAUGCCGCUCGAAAUGCGAAUCAUGUCGUCGUCAGAGGUCACAUUGGCCCCGCAGCGCGGCCACACCUUGGGGACCUGUUCGAUCGAAAUCCUGACUCUUCACGACGCUGCCGACAUCUGGAAACCAUACGCUCAGACCGUGUUGGACAAAUGGUCCAACUACAGAGACGCAAAUGGCGAUUUGGUCCCCGUACGUCCACACUGGGCGAAAGAAUGGUACGGGCAUACUGUUAGGGGACGGCAGUGGGAACAACUGCUAAGGUCAGAGUCAUCUCGCAACGGUGGCUUCAGAGACGAAAUCGCCGAAUGGCGAAGUCUGGUGGAGCGUCUCGCUGUUCGGGAUGGCUGGACUGUUGGGGAUGCUAGGUUCAGGUUUGGGAAUGAGGUUUUGGAUCGUUUGUUCUGGCAGGAUGAGGAUAAGGAUGAUUUGGAGAAUGAGGGUGGUGCUGGCGCUGUUGUAAAUGGUAAUGGUACCGCCAACGCAGCUGCUGGAAAGGGUCCUGUUCCGAACGGGGUCAGGCGUACUCUGUCCAAAAAGGCAACCUUGAAGACGAGAACUUCGGGGAGACGGUAA